GUUUCCAUAGUCCUUAAUGCAUUGGAAACUUCAGUUGCGAUCGCGAGCGCGCAAACUGAAGGCACAUGCGCAAGCGGCUGGUGGAGGCCCUCCGAUAAAUGGAAUGACUGAAUUCGAGGAGCAAGCAAUUACAACUUUUGGGGCAGCAGCGGUGGAUGGAUUGCCGGGUGUUGCGACUUUGGGUCACCAGGUUUUGCCGUUGUAUUUAAAUACAGCUCAAGCUCCAGCUUCCUCGCCAACACCUACAGUCGCAUCGCCUCCUCCAGCUCCCUCACUAACAGUCGCAUCGUCUGCUCCAGCUUUUCCUGUUCUUUCUCUAAAUUUUUCUUCCUCACCAUCACCUCCAGAUUCCUUAUCACCUCCCAUCUUAUCUUCUCCUAUGCCAUCGCCUUUUUACAUCCCUUCUGAAAAGCAGUGCUACCAAAAAUGGAAGAUCGAGAAAAGCGAGAGGAGAAGGCCAUUGCUCUACAAAGGAAAAUUUUAGAGCAAAAUGUGCAGA
This is a messenger RNA of Bactrocera neohumeralis, 499 nucleotides long. Its product is annotated as LIM domain-binding protein 3-like. The record is from RefSeq and is a predicted model, not a curated record. The transcript is spliced from 2 exons. NCBI's taxonomy places the organism in Eukaryota, Metazoa, Arthropoda, Insecta, Diptera, Tephritidae. The coding region runs from base 17 to 484 and encodes 155 amino acids.